This is a messenger RNA of Elaeis guineensis (African oil palm), 1804 nucleotides long. Its product is annotated as AT-hook motif nuclear-localized protein 5. Gene Ontology annotation, molecular function: minor groove of adenine-thymine-rich DNA binding. The record is from RefSeq and is a predicted model, not a curated record. Lineage: Eukaryota; Viridiplantae; Streptophyta; Magnoliopsida; Arecales; Arecaceae.
UCAGCGAUUCCAGUAUCGGUCGUACUCCCUAUCGUCUCUCUCUCUCUCUCCUCUUCUCUGAACGCUUCCUCUCUACUCCUUUCCGCCGUUGAAGGCCUUCCGUUGCCUCUCGAUCCCGUCUCUCUCUCUCUCUUGGAGUCGCAUUGGGCGAGGAGGAGGAGAGCUUAAAGCGAGGGUUUUUGCGAAACCGGGCUUUGACUGCGGCUUGCGUUCCUUCGGUGCGUGUCUGCUAGGCUUCAGAGGCUGGGGUUGGUGCCAUUGCUAUUGGCAGAGGGUUUUGGCAGGUGGGCGGUCUUUGAAACGUUCGGAGGUUAGCGCCAGGGCUUGCACCUUUGCGGCUUGUCUCUCUUCCGUCGUUUCCUUUUGUUUCCUCUCCAAAAGAGAUUAUAAACUGUGUUUCGUUCAUCGUAAUCUUCCGCCAUCUUUGAAAGCCAUCUAAUCCAUGCAUGGACGGGAGGGAUGCCAUAUCGAUGUCUGGUCCAUCUCCAUACUACAUCCACCACAGAGGUAUCGGUGGGAACAGUUCUGGAUCACAGACAGGGCUACAUGGUCCACCUCCUGGCAUCCGCUCGAUGACUAACCCCAGCUCGAGCUUAUCUUCUUUACAACACGCUGGAAGUGUGUCUAUUGGACCAGGGUUUCAGGUGGAGACUCCGUCUUCCAUGUCACCGCAUGUUGGCAAUGUGGGUGGGGCAGCGGGACCUGGUCCAGGAGUACCUGUCAAGAGGAAGAGGGGAAGGCCACGGAAGUAUGGGCCAGACGGUGCAAUGGCGUUAGCUCUUUCGCCAUUGUCCUCGCCUCCUACCGUGUCGGGGUCUGGCACAGUGUCUGGUGCAGCAUCGGUGUCAGGGUCGGGGUCGGCCUCUCAAAUGCAAAAGCGGGGUAGGGGGCGACCACCUGGAACUGGGAGGAAGCAGCAGUUGGCUUCUCUUGGGGAAUGGAUUGUUGGCUCGGCUGGAAUGGGUUUUACUCCACAUAUUAUCACAGUUCCAGUAGGAGAGGAUAUUGCAACAAAGAUAAUGUCAUUUUCACAACAGGGCCCAAGGGCUGUGUGCAUACUCUCAGCAAAUGGUUCUGUUUCCACGGUGACCCUUCGUCAGCCUUCAAGUUCUGGUGGCACAGUCACUUAUGAGGGUCGUUUUGAAAUUCUAUGCUUGUCUGGCUCUUAUUUGAAGACUGAUAAUGGCGGAUCACGUAGCAGAAGUGGGGGCCUAAGCAUUUCCCUAUCUAGUCCUGAUGGUCGAGUUAUUGGUGGUGGUGUUGGUGGGCUGCUUAGGGCUGCAAGCCCUGUCCAGGUGAUAGUUGGAAGUUUUAUUUAUGGUGGCUCAAGAACAAAGAACAAAGCAAAAACUGGUCAGGAAUCAGGCCAUGAGUCUGAACAUCCAGUGGGUGAUAAAAGUAUACCAACCAGUGCUGUGCUUAAUCAAAAUUUGACCCCUCCUUCAGUGAUGGGAGGUUGGACUGGUUUAAGGCAAAUGGACAUGAGGAACACCCACAUUGAUAUUGAUUUGACUCGUGGGUAGUUUUUGUUUGGAUAUAGAUAUAAUAGAUACAGUUCGUGUGCAUGUUUCACUGCGGGUGACAGUGGGUGGCCUUGGGGGAAACUAGGACCAUCUGUGGGCUUUUGCCUCACUCCCAUGUUCACUUUUUGUACUAACAUAUUUUUGCAGUUGGGGAACCAUCAUAUUCCGAUUAGUAAAAUUGUGUUCUGUUAUACCAAUGCUGAAACAUGUUUUUUGUUAUCAUAUGGAUGAUUAUAUCUUGCAGCUUUGCAAUAUGAGCUUGAUAUCACCAUUUGCCUAAA